This is a messenger RNA of Caenorhabditis elegans, 1637 nucleotides long. RefSeq lists its product as uncharacterized. Lineage: Eukaryota; Metazoa; Nematoda; Chromadorea; Rhabditida; Rhabditidae. The record is from RefSeq and is marked reviewed. The transcript is spliced from 6 exons. Bases 973 to 1455 code for a protein of 160 amino acids.
AGAGGUAUGUCAAGAAGCACUCGAGUCUGAAAAGCAACGAAACAAGUCGCCAAUUUUGGAUGAUGGAACGAUGAAUUGAGGAUGGGAUCUUCUAGUAGAUCUUGAAAGAAACAUGUUAAGCAACAUCAUGAACUACUUCGUAUUUCCGAAGUUUCUAACAAUAAAAAUCAUCAGAACAGCAAAUCAUGGAAACUUGAUUCCCUUGAUCUGUGCAAAUGUCUUUGUGGAAAGCACCAGAAAAUUAAUAAUCAUCGUGUACAGUCUCCUCCCUCUAUGCAGGCAUUCACCUCAAUACGAAAAAAAAAACAAAACCUUCUUCCGUUGUUUCCACAUUCAUCCAAAUCAUCAAUUGACUUCAGCUUCGAGAAAGCCCACCUAGCCUCCUCCCUCUGCCGGACGCCGUCAUGAUGGUACUCGGUCAUUAUUCUCGGCUAGUCCGCUAACCCAUAAAGGAAUUCAGCAAGGAUCUCUCAAUUUGCUUCUCACCUUAUUCUUGGUUCAUUUGCAAUGUCACAGUGUUGCUUAUUCAUUCGCCUCACAAGCACUCUAGGAAAGAUCAAAUGACUAUUCCUGUUGGGGGUAGUCCUUCGGCAUCAAUUGGCUUUUAUUCGUCGCUUGAUUCAGUUUCUUCAUUUUUCAAAAUGUUCACCUCGCCAUUCACUACUGUUCGCAUCAAGCUGCCGUCUUGGACAAUGGGCAAAAACACCGUCCACUUCACGUCACAUCACAUUAUGGGCUCGUCAAGCAGCACCGCCUGUCAAUGGGAGGAGCCAAAAUGUUUUGUCUAGACAAAUUGGCUUAAUGGAGAAGAUCAGAAACAUUUUGUGACCUACUAGCAAGCACUUCAAAAGGGAACUCUAAACUAUGUUUUCUUGAUGUCUCAAAGCAUCGAAAGAUUACGAUUCAUUGCAACUUUGCAAAAUCUAAAUUAUUUGGUCUUCUUGCGAUUCAGAUUAAUUUUAGAAAGCAGUUAUGGAACUACUUUCAUUAGCAAUCCUGAGCUCUUUCUUUGCUGUUGCUAAUCAAUGUGCCGCAACAAGUCCUGUUACAUCUCCAACCACCACUACCACUGAAGCAUCGGUAACAACUACGAUUGCGACUAGUACAAGCACAACAACAGUAACUACUACAACGACUGUAGUGACUGCAGCAUGUGCAACAUGCACAACUGCCCAGAUUGGAAUUAUCACUGGUAAUGAUGGAGAUAUGACACCAACUUCUGCCAUCACAACGGAUGCCAGUGGAUGUUCAGUAAUCACCUACACAUGUGAACGGACUCCGAAUGUUGAAACCGAUAUUGUGCUCAUUACUUUCUACAGUGAUAGCCAAACUCCAACAGAUGUUGGAACUGAAAACGGUGUUGGUACCGCAAAUGUUGUCAUGAAUUGUGUUAACGGAGAAUGGGUAAAAGAUGGAAUUGUGAUAAAUGAUGUGGAGUGUCAAAUCAUUACUUAAACUGGGACAAAAUUCAAAUCUCAAGAGAACAAAUGAACCAUUUCAAUCGGUAAUAUACUUUGUUUGUGAUAGUUUUCAUAAUUUCGUAUUUAUCCCAGCAACACUACCAACGACAUUUACUGUAGUAGGGGUCCAAUGCUAACUUAAUAAAAAUAAUAAAAACUUUAAAUGUUUAAUAAAUU